AUGUUAUCGGCAAUUCAAUACCUGCGCAAAAACAAAUUUCUUGUGAUUGGGCUUAUCGUAACUCCCUUGGGUCUAUACAGUGGGAUAAGGCUCAAGGAGUGGCGGACAGAGAAUAAAAUCAACACAAUCAAGCAGCAGGUCAACAUGGUCCAGCAGCAGCAGCAAGAGCAGUUGUUGGAUCCUGAGAGGGAUUUGCGAAUUGAGUUGCAGAAUUUGCGUGCAGCUAGGGCUUCACUUUUGCGUCAGGAGCAUGGGCUAGGUAUGGAGCUGGAUUCGAUUGGGAUUAAACUGCGGAGACUAGAUGAGCAGGAAGAGAAGAAAGAGAUUGUUGCGGAUGCAAAGAAAUAG
Kickxella alabastrina is the source of this 348-nucleotide messenger RNA. RefSeq lists its product as uncharacterized. The transcript has a single exon. The record is from RefSeq and is a predicted model, not a curated record. Lineage: Eukaryota; Fungi; Kickxellomycota; Kickxellomycetes; Kickxellales; Kickxellaceae. The coding region runs from base 1 to 348 and encodes 115 amino acids.